GCACUGGGCACUCAUCAACAGACGCACAUGUCUGUGCACGCUGGGUGCUGGAUGCUUCUAUUUUGGUUCAGGUCUCUGUCACAGAACAUGUUUCCCUGAUGCGUGCCUUGCUCACAUGUGCAUCUGCUGACCACCCUGUGGUAGCCUCUCAAGCAGAGUAGGGUUGUUAAUCUCUUUGGAAAAUUGGAUGCAGUUUGUGAUUUUUACCUUGUCAGAACCUGGAGACGGUGAUUUCUUGUAACACCUGCAAAUCUUGUGUGGAUGGAUAGCGUGGCAUCACCUGCCUACCUGGCAUCACACAGUAGCAGAUAAUGAAUAGAUUAGUGAUGACACAAGGAGAGAUGACAGCAGGAAAUCUUAUUUGACCGGCAUUUUGGAGUUUGUCCAGUCGCAAGUUUGAGUGCCUGAAUUGGUUGGAUGGAAACGAGGAUGUACUGUCAGAGGAGAUUGCUGGAAGAAGACACGGUUGUCUCCAUCAGAAAAGUGUCAGAUCAUCAUUGGGUUUACACUCUUUUUGGUUUGUCGUAAAAUGUGAAAUUUGAGAGACUGCCUUUGACAGCAAGCACUAAUGAUGCAACUCAAAACAUGGACUCACUCAUCAAUGUCACAGAUUGCUGAAAUCUGUACAGUUUCACGCUGGACUCACAGGAAAUCAAAGAUGGAGCUUUGACCCCUGGCUGAUGUGAUUCUAUAGGAAUAUUGACACAUUUUGUUGGAAGGAAGGUUUUUAUCUUGACGUUUUGUUUGUAUUUAAGAACAGGAAUAUACUGAAAUAAGAAAGUCAAGAUGUCGGUCAUGUUGUGGAAGUGGGAUAAGAACAACCAGAAGAUUAAAAAGAUCUACACUGACUGGGCUAAUCACUUUUUGGAGAAGGCAGGGCGCAAGAAUCUCAUUGCGGAUCUUCAGGUGGACAUCACCAAUGGGGUGCUCCUUGCCCAAGUGAUAGAGGCAGUCAUUGAUGAAAAGGUGGCGGAUAUCAACCCAGGCCCUCGCACUGCAAAUCAGAUGAUUGAAAACAUUGAUAAAUGUUUACAUUGUCUGUCGGCUAGGGGUGUGAACACGCAGGGCCUUCUUGCCAAAGAUAUCCGUGAGGGCAACCUGAAGGCAGUGCUGGGUCUCUUCUUUGCACUGUCCCGAUUCAAACAGCAACUGCAGCAACAGCAGCAGCAGCAGCGGCAAGCCAGCCAACAGGCCCGGCCGCACGCAGCGCACGGCAGGCACACCACCACCACGGCAGGAGGAGCAGCUCAACACAAAGUGCAAUAUUCAUCGUCGUCAACGACGGCAGCAUCGCAGCAGCGACAGCAGCAGCUGCAGACGAGGCAACUCGCUGCGUCCACAACUCAGGCAGGACAGAAACGGCAGACAGUGCCGUCGCAGAAACAGCCGGGCAAUUUGCAAUCACAGUCAUCAGUGCAACGUCAAACUGCCACCAAACCCCAGGCCAACCCCAGGUCGGCAUCCCAAGGCAGACCCCCAGCCAGCAAGUCCUCCCACAGCACCACUCCCUCGCCUUACCAGGCGGGCUCCAAGGCCCAGGGUCGGCCGGGUGGGACCAGCAGUCAGCUUGGGGCCCAGCAGCGCAAGCAAGGGUCCUCUACCACUUCACUUGCUUCAUCAAGGCUUGAGCGAAUGAGAGCUACCUCUCAAAAAAGCAACUCCUCUUCUCAUCGCAACUCCUCCUCCUCUGACAUGAGUUCCCGUAUCCCGACAUUCAGCAAGGGGUCCCGGCCCACGGCGGGGUCAGGGAUCAGCCAGCGGGGUCAACUGGAAAAGGGACGAGUGCCUUCGGCUUCCCCUGCCCCAACUCAACAAGGUGCAAUACAAAUUAAUGCUACAACUACCUCAUCUCAGGGUUCAUCUUUACCAAAUGGUGCCUCACCCUCAAGCAAUCUCCAACCUCCUACGCGGACAGCCAGCCAGAUCCGCCCCCCCUCGACAACGGCAACCAAAGCCAGCAGCAGUUCUCAGCCAAAACAGACACACAAGCAGCAGCAGCCCAAGCAACGGCAGACGGCGGCGGCGGCACAACAGCAGCAGGAACUACAGCAUCAGUCACAGCUACCGCAGCAGCAACCUCCAUCAUCACAACAAGAAUUACAGCUGCAGUCACAACAGACUCCUAAAAGCCCCAACAAGAGCUCCAUGCUCACCAAACUGAAAUUUUUUGGGAAGGAGCACGCUGGUAAAGAUCCUCACGGCACUCCAAAGAGCAAAGGUGCCGGAGGGAAACCGGCCGUGAAUGGAAACAACAGCAGCAGCUCGGAGUCCUCUGCCUCGACAGCAGCACCUCAACCGGCCAGGGAUGCUUCGGGCUCAAGAAGCCGAACUCCUGCCCAGGAACGGUCGGCCCUGCCGCCGGACAAGUCGCGGACGGGAAGCGGUUUGAAAAAGCACGGCAGCAACUCCAGUAUUGGCACCACGGCUAGCAACACCUCCUCGUCUGGGGUGGGGCCUGCGACCAGCACAGGAGGGCAGAGUACGGUGUCAUCUCCUGGUUCCAGCCUUGGAUCCAGCAGCCCCAAAAAUGCACUAAAGGCUGUUGCUCAGAAGACCAUUGGGCGGGCCUUCGGGGGAAGUAAGACUAAGCCCCCCUCCAAGCUCCAGUCGAGGGAAUUAGGAAAACCUUCUAGCAAAGAUGGAUCUGAUUUGGGAGUGCGGGGUGAACCAGUCGGAGCAACAGACAAUCACAAAUCAGAGUCAACCAGAAACAGUGACACUUGUUCAAAGCCAGCUGUUAAAUCCAAACUGUCACCGCCUGGCAGUAAAACGUCAAGCAGCAAACAGCAGAUACCUGGCUCGACUGCCAAGACGAAACUGCCAGUGGCAAACCAAAGCCCAUCUCAAGGCUCCUUGCAGAUGCCUCCUCCUUCACGCAACCUCACCAAGUCCAACUCUUCCGCAGCCAGCCAGAAAACAGGUUUGAAGACGCCCACAUCUUAUCAGACUUUUCCUAAGAAUUCCAACUUGAAUGACACCAAGCAAGAGGCAAAGGAUGGGAAUACAUCUUUCUCACGAGGUGGCACAUACAGCACUUUCCCUGGCCCUGGAAACUCAAAGCAAAGGAAUGGAGACGUAGCAUCUAAACACGAUAAGAUCUCUCCCGAUGAGAAGCCGAAGAAACAAGCCAGUUGUAAACCUAAGAGUUCAUCUCGGUCACCGGAUUCAAAUCGACCCCUGCCAGCAUCGCCAAGCCACAGCGCAUCUCAGCGGUCCCCUGCAAACACUGCAACAGUUGCACCAUUCAAUUAUGUUGGUUCCCGGCCAAUGUCGAAGGAGUCUAGCGAGAUGAGCAUUGCAAGUGCCAGCGUGAGUGAGUCUUCAAUCGGCAGCACUCCCAUACAGAGCCAGACCAGUGUGUCUUCUGGCAACAGUGUGUCAUCUGAAAACAGUGUGAUACAUAAGCCCAGAGAGGAUGCCAACGACUACUGCACAUCGGUCUACAAGAAUGACAAAGUAGUGACGACAUUCGGCACCCCGCCAUCUCAGCCCCGCUCCCUGAAGGGGUACGGAGACAUCCGCCCCUCCAACAUGGACCUGACAGUCAUGAAUGUCCAGCAUAGUCAAUCCACCUCCAGAACCACCAAGGAGACCACAUUUGGGGACAGCGUGACCACCCAGCUGCGGAGCCACCGCUCACCAACUGGAUCCAGUAAAGGGACAGUGGGCGGUCCCUCCCCACAAGGCUCGCCACGAUCGGCCAUCGCAACCUAUGGUGCCUCAGCAGCUCGUUUGAACAACCUCAGCUCCCUCCCACUCCAGAUCCCCUCCAUGCCAGUCCAGAGUGAGGCCCAUUACUCGGCCUACUCCUACCGCAGCGGUGGGGUCCCCCAGCGGUUUGUCCCCGCCCCCUCCCUUACUCGCCUCUACGGCAACUCCAUGCGGCGUACCACCUCCAAUCGUUCGCACCUGAGUGACUUGCAGUUCGCCGAGCAGCCCAUCCUGGACGAUGGAGAUGACCUGUAUGAUGAAGACCUCGGCAGUGGCUAUGUCAGCGAUGGAGACAUCCUCCACCGGAAUGCCCAGCUAGGUGAUAUUGCCAGUGGCUACAUGAGCGAAGGUGGAGGCUUCUUAUAUGCUAAGAGACUGGGCACAGGGGGAAGCAGACUGAAAGAUGGAAUGGCGGCAGUCAGGGAGUUUCUGCAGAAGACAGUGGACCUCAGUGAUGAAGACAGUAUUGAUGAUAGCAGCUCCAUAAGCAGUGGGAUAAGUGACACCAUCGCUGAGAUCAGCACGGACGAGAACAUCACUGGUUCUUCCAUCAGUUGCUCUUCCUCCCAAGCUUCCUGCAACCUCCUCACCAGGGACGGGAUCAAGCGAGGCCGGGCCUCCUCUGAUGACAGCCGUUCCCCAGGCAGCUCUGCCCGCAACUCGUGCGAAUCGGGGAAGAACUUGGAGAUUUUUGGGGACGGUGGAAUACCAAUCAACAGUGGGAAAUCCUCACCUCAGCGACGGACUCUUGACGAUGUGCGACGGAAAAAUGGCGAGAGUUCACCUCGCAGAAGCGCUCUGAGUAAGAGUAUCCUAAAAGAAGCCACAGCUGGGGGGCAGUCUCCAAAACGUAACGGCAGUGGGAAGAACGGCAAAGGAACCAGGAGUGACCAGGGCAAGGGCAAGAGGUCCAAGGGAGACACAUGUAAAUCAGACCGUGAGAAAGGACAGAGCAACAUGAGUGGCUAUCCAGAGAGAGGCACGCUCGCAUCACCAACAGGACGGACUGGCAUCCCACCUCCCCCAAGCUGGCAGCGCAGCUUGGACCGCAUUCAGGUCCGGCAGACACAGGCUGCUAGGCAUGCUGACCCCAGCCUCUCGCCAAGCCUGCCGCGGUCACGAACUGGAGGGAUCAAGUACGACAGUGGAUCGGAAACGCUGGAUCGCAGAAGUGGUGCCCGGCUCAGCCAGAGAAACAAAGAUGAACAGGAAAUCCCAGGUGCUCAUGACUCUCGGAAAAUGGCAUCAGGCCGAGCUGUGGGUAUGCAGGGCUUUGGUUUUCGACCAGGCGCCUCAGGCUCUGCAACCACUCCUGGAGGUAAGACGGCCAUCACACCUUCAAAAUCUGGUAACUUUGGAUUCCCAGGGAGCAGUGGAAAGUCUGGCCGGGUAAGUGGAUCGCUCAGUGGCUCAGAAUCUGCACCAGAGAGAAGCAGCAUCCGAAUGAAGUCCGGUCAGAGAGCUGGGCAGAAGCUGGGGCAGAAGACAAGCCCAACGUCCCCACCAGGUGGUAGCACAAAAGCUGACGUGAAUUCCAAUACAGAACUCAAGAAGAACCAGAGGAAUCAGGAGAAAGGAUUACUCUCCCCGACCGGGUCGGAAGCUGGCAAAGCCAAGCUGGGCGGUAGCAAGUCUGGCCUCUCUUCCAGCCCUUCCCUCAAGCAGCUGUUCGGCCGUAAACCAGAAGGAGCCAAGACCCCAGGGAGUGCAGCCCAGGAUACCAUCAUCUCCAACCCCCACGCCACACUGGCCAAACCAGGGACGUCCCCUCCUCGUCACCCUCAGACGUCCACCCCAACCCAGUUUGUGCCAAUGAGCGCUGCCCGACGAGCCUCUGCCAACAUGUCGGCCGACCUGUCACUGACCAAAACUCCAUACUCGGAUGCCUUGCGCUACAGUGGCUACCUAAGCGACAGUUACUCAGGAGCCCGUGAUAGCGGGCUAGGAUCCCUGCAUGCCGGGAUGAUGGGUCCUUACGCCCGUGGAAACAUGCACCCCAGUUCCCUCUCCACCCUUAACAGGUCGGAGAGUGGCAGCAUGGAGUCCCUGGACUCCAACAAUUCCAGCUCUCUGUCCAUGACGAGUCGUGCCACCAGUGAGCGCUAUGGCUUGACCUCUCCAUCUUCCAACGGACCGUCGCCCCAUCACAGAGCACAGCCAGACAAGAUGCUGAGCAUAUCCUCCCUAUCGGGCAAGGAUGCAGAGGAAACAGCCUGGCUACGAGCCAACGGUUACCCUACCACAACUGACGGGGCUCCCCCACUCUCACCAGCCAGCUCCACUGCUUCUCAGCCUGUCGGCCAAUUCUUUGCCAUACCUGGCAUGAACCAAAGCAACUCUGCCAUGGUCCGGUCGAACAGCAUGUCAGCCAGCAGCUACAGCCAGGCCGCCUACGGCAACAAUCCCCGCUUGCGCAACAACAGCGUGUCGCUGGAUGAGCGCCAGCGGGCGGCACUCAGCAUGGGAACAUUUUGCCGCGACCAGGACGGUGAGCUGCACGGUUCGGCGCUGUCCCUGAUGUCUCAGGGCUCCUCUCUCUACGGUGCCAUACAUCCGGAUGACAAGGCCAAUGAGAUCCGUCGCUUGAAGCGAGAGCUCGACCGAGAACAGGAGAGAGUGGGGAACCUCUCCAACCAGCUCAACACAAAUGCCCAUGUGGUGGCAGCCUUCGAGCAGAGCCUGUCGAACAUGACCAAUCGGCUCCAGCAGCUGACAAGCGAUGCCGACCAGAAGGACAGCGAACUCCAGGAACUGCGCACCAAGAUCGAGCUCCUGAAGUACACCCAGCAAGCCGCCGUCGCCGGGGAGCACCAGCAGCAACAGCAGCAGCAGCGCAACGGCCAGCCGCUGCUGGGGGGAGACCCAGGCGCACUGCUCCGAAAACAGUCCUUGGGCAAAGACUCCAUCAUCUUUCCAGAGGUACGAAUCAGUCGACAGCUGUCCACUGACAGCAUGUCCAGCCUAGCGUCCAUGACCAGCAUGUCCAGUUUUGGGUCCGCCGUCACUGACUCGGAGGUCACAGACGGCAAGAAGAACGGCAAGAAAAAGAAGCACUGGAUAUCAUCAGGCGAUAAGCUCCGAAGUUCUUUCCGGGCUGCCUUCAGUCGGAAGAAGAAGAACGGCACAUCGACAGACACGGAGGACCUAGAGAGCAACAGUUCCUUCCAAAGUGGCGGUUACCCUGCCAACCAGCAGCUGAAAUCGUCUGCAUCCACGUCAGCAAUCUAUGACGCGGAGAAGAGCCAAGAGACCAUCAAUGACCUGAAGAGGAAGCUGAGGGAGAAAGAGAGCAAGCUGACGGACGUCAAGCUGGAGGCACUCAGCUCCCAGCAUCAGCUGGACCAGAUGAAGGAAUCCAUGAGCAAGAUGAAGAAUGAGCUGAGCACGCUCAAGCAGGAGAAUGAACGACUGCAACGGCAGGUGGUGGCCCAACGCUCGCUGGAUGCCAGCUCCUCCCAAGCCUCGCUCAACUCCCUAGGAUCUUCCAAGCGGCUCAGCCGAGACUCACUGGACAGGCAUCGGCUGAGCAUGAACUCAGACCACGGCAGUCUAGACAUUUUACUGGACGACAAUUCUGGUAUGACAAACAACAGUCAACGUAUUAUUGUGACGGUUGCCGUCAACAGUCUGCCUGAAGCUGUCAAGCAAGCAGAGAACGUCAUGCCAAAACAACAGGAAGUGUUCAUUGGCACAAUAGGAAUCAGCAGUAAGACAAACUGGGACACGUUAGACAGCGUUGUCAAGAGAAUAUUCAAGGAGUAUGUAUUAAGAAUAGACCCCGUGACAAACAUCGGGCUCAGUGCAGAGAGUGUACAUAGUUAUGUCGUUGGGGAGAUCACAAGAACCAAAGACUCGGAUCCGCCAGAACUCUUGCCCUGUGGGUAUCUUGUGGGUGAUAACACAUCUAUCCAGAUACAUGUCAAAGGCGUACAGCAGAAUAGCUGUGAUCGCCUGGUCUUUGAAACACUCAUCCCUAAGCCAAUCCUACAGAGGUACAUCUCCUUGCUUCUUGAGCACCGAAGGAUUAUCCUAUGUGGACCUAGCGGAACGGGGAAGACUUUCCUAGCUCAGAGGCUAGCUGAUCACAUUGUUCAGAGGAGCGGGAAGGAAUCUUCUGAGUCGACCAUAGCCAUCUUCAACGUAGACCACAAAUCUAGCAAAGAGCUGAAACAGUACCUCACAAAUGUGGCUGACCAAUGCGAGACAGGUUCUGCGGACCUUCCCUCUGUCAUCAUCUUAGACAACCUCCACCACGUCGGUUCCCUUGGAGACAUCUUCAACGGCUUCCUUAGUUACAAGUAUCAUAAAUGUCCAUUCAUCAUCGGUACCAUGAACCAGGCCACCUGUUCCUCCACCAAUCUGCAGCUUCACCACAACUUCAGGUGGGUACUGUGCGCCAACCACAUGGAGCCCGUCAAAGGUUUCCUGGGCCGGUUCCUUCGCCGCAAGCUGGUGGAGAAGGAGAUCCGGGAGAACGUGCGCAACAAUGACCUCAACAAGAUCAUCGACUGGAUCCCUAAGGUCUGGCAACACCUCAACAAGUUCCUGGAGUCUCACAGCUCCUCCGACGUCACCAUUGGGCCCCGUCUCUUCCUGUCCUGUCCCGUUGACUUGGCUGGCUCCCAGGUCUGGUUCACAGACCUCUGGAACUACUCCAUCGUGCCCUAUUUGCUGGAGGCUGUCAGGGAAGGAUUACAGCUCUACGGUCGCAAGGCAUCAUGGGAAGACCCAGCUGAGUGGGUGAUUGACAGCUAUCCCUGGCAACCAACCAGCAGCCAAGACUGGCCCUCGUUGCUACGGCUGCGGCCUGAGGAUGUCGGGUUUGAUGGCUACACUAUGCACACCGGGGUGAAAGGUCAACAGUCUGGCCAGAGCGAUGCAGAAGGCGAUCCCCUGUUCAACAUGCUGAUGAGGCUCCAGGAAGCUGCCAACUUGUCUGGUGCCCAGAGCUGUGAUAGCGACACUAACAGCAUCGACAGUGUUGGCAUGUCCACCGAGGACAUCCAGAAAACUGUGGAAAUAGCUGUGUGAAUAGCAACCAUAACAUCAUCUCACUGGUCACCAGGAUGAAUAUUCAUAAUACCAAGAUACUGAGAGAAAUCCCCCUUCAACAAAAGAAAGCAGGAUGAAUAUUCAUAAGACCAAGACACAUUGGAAACAACCCCGAUGAGAAAAUAAAGCAGGAAGAAUAUUCAUGGUGUCAGGUUAUGUCAUGGAUAUGUACAUUGUUUUCAUCAGAGACAAGCUGACUUAUGAAUAUCCGUAAACACCUGCGGAGCUUCUACAAGCAAGGCAGCUGCUUCAUUAUAUUAAUUGUCAGAAUAUUUCUUUGCAUAUUAUUGUUCAUCUUAUGUGGAUCAAUUUGCUUGUGUCAUGCUUUUGUCUAUGAAUGAUUAAUAGAUUUUAGAAAAAGGGAUUCAGCUGUUAAAAUCGUAAUACAUAGUCCGUGUUUCUUUAUCAUCCUAAUUGCAUUGAAAAGAAAAUCUUGGCCAAAAAAAGUUUGAUUUCUCCUCGAUGGUAGAAUAUGGCAUUUUUGUAACAGUGCACUGUAUGUUUAAGAAUGUUUGUGUAUAUGCAUACUCAUUUCAUGCACUGCUUGACCAACUCUGAUUUUAGAAAAGUGCUUUUUGUCCAUCUGGAAAACAAUUCAUUUCUCUUUCUCAGAAUUGUGUACAGCUUUUUGUGAAAUAUGUUUCCUGAAUUUUUGUAGGGUGUUUAGAGAAGCUGUAAAAUGAUCAAUGUUUUUUUGAAACGCCGUGUUGUAGAUGAUACCUAUUUUAAUGAUAAUGUAAUAUUUCCCUCUCCAUCGAAUGCAAUGUGCAAGUAUUUGAAAAUUGUGCUUGAUAUUUUUUCACAUUUUAAAACAAUUUUUUUCUGUAAAUAUGUACUUAUGUCCAUAAUUGUACAAACUAUGAAAAGCGUCUUGUAGAUAAAUGUAGAUAAUUUGAAUUGAAAAAAUAGUAACUUUUUAUCUCUUGCCAAUUUGUGAAGCAGGAUUGUCCACAAAACAUUUUCUUCAACUAAUUUCUGGCAAAAAAGUCCUUAGUGGGGCAAAAUAUUUCAGAUUUAUCACUGAAAAAGCCUUCUUGUUUAACUCUCUUAAUGAAAUGAAAACAAAUAUACGCAGGUACGACUGUUUAAUAUUUGGUUCAAUAGAAUUUUGAACCAAUUUUUGUUGUUUAAUUGGAAUUUCAAGUGACUUAAACGAGACAAGGCUCUCUUCAAUUUUCACAGUGCUAAAUUCCAAGAACCCGUAAAGAACCCCCAGCUGGGAAUGGUAUCUCUCAAACCAUGGUCUUACCUGUCUUUGGUUCCAAGUUUCAUUUUCUUAACGGUUCAACACUCCUCACUUUUGAAACUGAGGACGAUUAAAGCCUUGUUCCUUAAAGCUCAGAGGAAAAGUACAUUUUUGAAUGAAAACAAUGUAUUAAAUGAUGAAUGAGCUUGAAAUGACACUAAAGAGUAACUACAAGUGCUUGUCCCAGCAUCAUUUUCAAAUUCACCUGUUUUUCCAUUCCAAAUGAUUUUUUUUGGUAGCAUUAUCAUAGUGCUUACAUAUGAUCAAUCAGAUUUAUGCCAAUGUGCUUGUAUUUUACAGUGUUGCCAUUGUGUUAACUCUCUAUUCUUAACUGACUGAUUUCAGUUAUUGGAUGUGCAAUGUGAGCAGUUGUGUAUUUAUUACAGCGGUGUGUAGAGGUGCUUGCAUUUCUUGAAAUACUUAGUGUAUUGCAUGCCAGCAGGCAGUACAGUCCUGUGACCUUUUCAGUUAGCGUUGUGUUCAUAAAAUGAGAACUUGGAAUGGGCUGAUCAUGUGCCCACCAGCUCUUGCUGCCUUUCCACAAUCUUGUCACCUCACUCGGGUCAGGCAGAGCGUUAAGUUACAUUGGAUGCCGGCUACUUUCUGACCACUUUUGGUAUUUGUCCGACCAAAAGCAGAAGAGUUUGGACAAAAUGUCAGAAGGAGAUGUAAAGGCAACUGGCCAAAAGGCAAGUUUCCAUGGUGAUUUUUUGCUCUGGUUAUGUGCUUAGGACAUUUAAAGAGUAAGAGUGUGUUCUCAUGGGACCUUGGGGUAUCCGAAAGCUGGUAGUGGCUGAAUGAAUUUAUCCCUGCUGUCUGACCACUUUGUAGGCUAGUUUCACUGGGUCAGGGGUCAGGCCCUUCCUGUGAUCACAUGACCAGUCACUAUCGGUCACCACCUGCUCAUAGAAUUGUAAAUUGUACAGAUGUUUCAUUUGCCUGUUGUAAUGAAAUAAGUUAACUAGCUAUGUACAGCAAUUUACUUUAACAUGUGUAUGCUUCUUCAGCAGUUGAUGCUGUUAGGAUUGGAGGAUUAUAAAAGAUUUACAUUUGUAUAGAAAUUGUUUGGAAUCAAGUUUCAACAUGUGCUAACUAGGACUUCAUAGUGAGCUGUGUUCUAGCUAUUUAAUGCUUAUCGGUUUGUGGUGAUGGCAUUUGGUAUGUAUUUUUGCAGACCUCUUGUGUGUAAUCUUUUGUUUCUUGUAGAUUUUUCAAUCUCAAUCACUGUACACACACUCAAUGACACAUUCAGGAAGGGUAGAUGCAUAUUCAUAGUGCAGAAUACACAUUAUACAUUUUCUAUCAGUGGUGUUCAGUGUCAAACAGCUUUGGUUGAAAGCUGUCAUUGUUUUGUGAAAAAGUAAUUCUUUGGUGGUACUUAAGCUUUGUCGGUAUAUCGGACAUGAUUUGCAUUAUUUACUGUAUUUGAUGGCGUGUUUUGACAUGUCACCAGGAGUCGGAAACUGACCUUUCUUAUAAUUGAACCAAGAAAGAGGUUUCAAACUGUCUGACCUUUUCUUCCCAGUCCUGCUGUGAAGAGAAAUGUUAAUGGUGUGUUCUGUUUCUGAGAAUUGUCAUUACCAAUCGCAGACUUGUGACUUUAGUGUUGAUAUCGAUUACAAGUGAACAUUGUGAAGUAUUUUGUUGCUAUUCUCCUUUCAAUUCACUAUGCCUGUUUGUCCAAAUGCUGCUGUAAAUGUGUAUUUGUUGAAAUAAACGGUGUCCCAAUUAUAAGAAUACUACUCAGUUACAAUCAAGCCCAAUUUCAAAGUCAGAAACAAGUGUAUAAAUUCUGUAUCAUUUGUAUCAUAAGUAAUCAGAUAUAAAUCAUGUACUUUUAAUCAAUUUUUUAAAAGAUAAAUCAGAUUUUUCUAUAAAAAUUCCUGAUCAGUGUAAUUUUAACAGUAACAAAAAAAGACCACAGUAAGUUACAGAGAUAAAAAUACCACUGUUAACUACAUGAACUGUUUUUUAAACUGAAUACUAGAACAAAAUGUGGAGAAUAUUUAAGUAUUUCUAUUUAAUAAUUGACAUCUAACCAUUUUUAUCAUUGAUGUCCUCCCUUGAAAUAGGUUUAAGUUAAUAUGGCAGCGACAUGGGUGUUCACUGUCCAGUCUUAAUGAGCAUGCUUUGGUUGGACGUGAUCCUUAAUUACUUUUGCAGUGUCAGUUCUUGUCCCCCAUACAAUGCAGUCACGCUGUUUCACAAACAGAUUUCUAUUUUGUGUAGCUGUAUACUUUUGUGUAUUAUUGUCUGAUGAGUAUGUCUCGGACAAAUUGUGGACUAGAAUCCUGACAAAGAACGAAAUAAAAACUCUUAUUUUUACCAGUGUUCUGUAA
Acanthaster planci (crown-of-thorns starfish) is the source of this 12348-nucleotide messenger RNA. Its product is annotated as neuron navigator 2-like. The record is from RefSeq and is a predicted model, not a curated record. Gene Ontology annotation, molecular function: protein binding; ATP binding; ATP hydrolysis activity. NCBI's taxonomy places the organism in Eukaryota, Metazoa, Echinodermata, Asteroidea, Valvatida, Acanthasteridae. Gene Ontology annotation, biological process: neurogenesis; nervous system development.